This is a messenger RNA of Brettanomyces nanus, 1545 nucleotides long. RefSeq lists its product as uncharacterized. The record is from RefSeq and is a predicted model, not a curated record. The transcript has a single exon. Lineage: Eukaryota; Fungi; Ascomycota; Pichiomycetes; Pichiales; Pichiaceae. Bases 1 to 1545 code for a protein of 514 amino acids.
AUGAAAGUCAAUGGACUUUCAGAGACAUCUAAUGAAUCUGGUGGUGGACGAGAGCCAAAAACAGUGAACGAGAUUUUUGACCAGGCCACCCAGGAGGAAGAAUCUGGAGAUCGUUGGCUUUCGUCGGAUCUAUCAAAGGCUCUCAGAUUCUACCAGAGAGCCUAUUCUCUCUAUAUGCAAGCACUCAACAUUGAUGUUUCACAUCUUGACACCAGAUAUAAUGCAUCAAGACUUCUAUUCACCGUAUACACCGAGUAUAUUAAGAACGAGGGUGUCAAUUUGACUGAUUUGAAUAACUGUGAUUUGGCAUUGUCUCGAACUGAUGCCAGUGUCAUUCAGCCUCUUCAGAAUAUUUGCCAAUUCUUUCAGAUAUCUUUGGAGCUAGUGAGCCAAGCUUCGUCCAGAUUCGCUUGGGAUUUGUACUAUAACGCUGCUCUUUGCUAUUUUGAGUACGUCGAGGAAGAAACAAGAAACGGAUAUGAAACGAUGGCUCAGUUCUCUCAGGUUAUGGAUGCUAUGCAGAUAUCCCAAAGGCUUCUCUCGUCUGCACUUCAGUACCAAGUGAAAGAACUCAAGCAGUUUACUGAGAAGGUUGGCAAAGCAGAGCCGAUAAUUCAUUCUGAAGUACCAACGGCCCGUGAUACUAUUGCUGAGAUAGAAGACACUAUUCUACCAUCUACUGUCUUAGAAACGUGUCUCAACUGCUACAGAUUGGUAUCCACUUCAUAUGAAGACUCGUGGAGUGAAGAGCGGUUGUCCCUGGUAGCAAAUGCCUCUGAUGAGUUUAUUAAUGUCGUAGACUCGAUUUCUUCUGGUCUAUUGGAUAAUUAUACCAAUUCUUCUAAUGAAAUCGUUCCUUCGUUGACUGAAGAUGAAAUUAAUGAGCUCAAGAUAACAAAAAUAUCAUUUCUUGCCUCAAAAUCCUUAACAUUUGCAGAAUGUGAGGCUGUCUGGCAGUCAGAGCCACUGCUUGAUCUGGUGGAUAAACUUCUUCUUGAGGCUGGAUCUUAUAGGACGCUUUUGGAUAAGUUGGAUGAAUCUCUGGCCGUCGUCGACGACAAAUUGAAAUGGCAGGUUUUAAGUGUGAUGGAUACAAAGUAUAAGGAGUGUUAUAAAGUUCUUAAAAAGCAGCUUGAUCAGCUGAAAAAACGUUCAGUCGAAGAUACAGGAGAUGAUAAAAGUAAUAUUAUCAGUCAAAUAUGUUCAGUGUUCAUAGAACAGGCUGACAUAGAAGUAGAAAGAUCGAUGCUCGAAUCGGGACAGAAGUAUCAUGAUGUUCUCGUGAAGAAUAGUUACAAUUUGCUCAAGAAUUCUCUGGUUUACUCGAAACAGGGCGGAGGAUUGAGAGAGUCUGUGUCAGGUAAAUUGGUUAGAGAGAAGAGACGUAGAGAAACGUUGGCAAGAUUAUGUAUCUUGGAUGGAAAACUUAGCCGUACAGAGCUUUCGAGCAUCGUGGGAGCCAACUACUGGCCCCAAGAAAUGAGCGAUUUGGCAGAUGUAUCUGUAUAUUCAGAAGGUGCAAAAAGUGCAUUAACACAGGCCUAG